AUGGAUAUAUAGCUUAUACAUACAUGCAUAAGGCGUCCUUUUCUUCUUGUUCCCUUUAUUUUUGUUCAUGCAUGAUAAGGACUGUUGAACUACUCGCAAUGUCUAAUAGAACUGAAACCUAACCUUUCUCAUAUUCCCAACCAAUUCUUUACAUAUGGAGGUUAGGAUUAUCAUAUCUAUUAUACAAUUUUCACAAAUAUAUAUGCUUUGGACAUAUGAUAACAACAAAUGUGAAGUAAACUAUCUAUUAAUUGUCUUCCAUGACAACUUUAGAACAUGUCUAUGCAUGUGCCUUGCUUCACGUCAAUAGUACUAGGCCGUUGAGUACUGCACAAAAAAUGGAGAUUGCAGGCCGUAGGUUUUUUCUAGGUUUAUAUAUAUUAUACCUCAUCAUUAACUAUAUCCGAAUUGAAUUCGGAACGCGUAUUGGUCAGAAUUUUAAACUCGCUGGAUCUGAACGGUUGAACCCUAUAAAAGAAGUCUUCUCUUGACGUUUUGAAAGCUCAAACACACAAGAAAAGAGGGUUCAACAGGAUUCAGGUUGAGGCACUAGCUAUAGACAGCAAAAAUGGCUAGAGAUCUUCGACUUACUCCUCUACUCUUUCCCCUCCUAAUAAUCCUGACCCUUUUCAAAACCUCUCACGCCGGUGGUAUCGCCAUUUACUGGGGUCAAAACGGCAACGAGGGAACACUAUCUGAUACCUGCGCUACGGGGAGAUAUUUAUACGUGAACAUAGCCUUCCUCAACAUAUUCGGCAAUGGCCAAACCCCAGAAAUCAACCUUGCAGGUCACUGCAAUCCAGCAUCCAAUGGUUGCAAUAUAGUUAGUGAUGGCAUUAGAAGUUGCCAAAAGCUUGGAAUCAAGGUGAUGCUUUCCAUCGGAGGGGGAGUCGGAAACUAUUCUCUCGCUUCUUCCAAGGAUGCCAAGAAAGUAGCACGCUUUCUGUGGAAGAACUUCUUGGGUGGUAAAUCAUCAUCACGCCCACUAGGAGAUGCUGUAUUGGAUGGCAUAGACUUCGAUAUAGAGCUUGGCUCUACGCAGUAUUGGCAGGACCUUGCACAGUACCUGAAGAUACACAGCAAGCGACGAAGAAAGGUGUACUUAACUGCAGCUCCCCAGUGUCCAUUUCCCGAUAGAUUUCUUGGCACUGCCCUUAACACAGGUCUUUAUGACUACGUUUGGGUUCAGUUCUAUAACAAUGCUCCAUGCCAAUACAGUUCAGGUAACAUCACCAACCUUGUGAGUUCAUGGAAAAGAUGGAAUAAAAUCAAGGCCGGGAGGAUAUUUUUGGGUUUGCCGGCGGCUCCACAAGCGGCCGGAAGUGGGUAUAUUCCACCAGACGUGCUGACCUCUCAGAUCCUUCCUGUUAUUAGGAAGUCACGGAAGUAUGGAGGCGUGAUGUUUUGGUCAAAGUAUUAUGAUGAUCAGACUGGAUAUAGUUCCGCUAUUUUAAAGAGUGUAUGAAUUAUUAAUUCCAGAUGUUGGAUAUAUCUGGUCAGGGUCAGUACCCUGCCUCCAAAGAGAAAUAAACGAUUAUGUUGUUUGACUUUUCUUCUUGUUUUGUUAUUCUGUCCCAAUGCAUGCCAACGUGAUUUUGUUCUCAUUGAUGGAUAACUGGGAAUAUGUGUGUGUGCAUUGUGCUGGCGGGGUACAAGUUUGCUUUGUUUAAUGGCGCUAGUGGGGCUGGAAU
Messenger RNA from Juglans microcarpa x Juglans regia, 1691 nucleotides. Its product is annotated as hevamine-A-like. The transcript has a single exon. Gene Ontology annotation, cellular component: extracellular region. Gene Ontology annotation, molecular function: chitinase activity. Gene Ontology annotation, biological process: carbohydrate metabolic process. Bases 569 to 1465 code for a protein of 298 amino acids. NCBI's taxonomy places the organism in Eukaryota, Viridiplantae, Streptophyta, Magnoliopsida, Fagales, Juglandaceae. The record is from RefSeq and is a predicted model, not a curated record.